AUGGAAGAUAGGAACCAGACAGCUGUGACUGAGUUUCUCUUCUUGGGCCUCACAGAUGAGCUUCCUCAGCAGAUGGUCCUCUUCACCGUUCUUCUCUUUGUCUACAUGGUCACUCUGGGUGGCAACUUGGGGAUGAUCACACUCAUAUGGAUCAGCCCCAGGCUCCACACGCCUAUGUAUUUUUUUCUUAGCCACUUGUCCUUUGUAGAUAUUUGCACCUCUUCUUCCAUUGCCCCCAAGAUGCUGUGUGAUAUCUUUGUGGAGAAGAAAGGCAUCUCGUUCAUGGGUUGUGCUGCACAGAUGUGGUUUUUUGGUCUGUUUGUGGCAACAGAAUGCUUCCUCCUGGCUUCCAUGGCAUAUGAUCGGUGCAUGGCCAUCUGUAAACCCUUGCUGUAUACUCUCCUCAUGUCCCAGAGGGUCUGUGUGCAGCUGGUGGUCGGACCUUACGUCAUGGGCUUUAUUAGCACCAUGACUCACACGGUUCUCACCUUCGCCUUACCCUUUUGUGGUCUCAAUAUUAUCAACCACUUUUUCUGUGAUAUUUCCCCACUGCUCUCUCUAGCCUGUGCAGACACCUGGAGCAAUAAGUUGGUGCUUUUCAUCUUGGCGGGAGCUGUAGGCGUCCUCAGUGGCCUGAUAAUCCUGAUAUCUUAUGUUUGCAUCCUGGUGGCCAUCCUGAGGCUGAAGAGUGCUGAGGGGAGGCGGAAGGCUUUCUCCACCUGCUCCUCUCACCUGGCAGCUGUGUCCAUUCUGUAUGGCACUCUUUUCUUUAUCUAUGUUCGUCCUGGCUCAGGUUCCUCCCUGGAUCUCAAUAAAAUGAUUUCUCUAUUUUAUACCAUGGUGAUCCCCAUGUUGAAUCCUCUCAUCUAUAGCUUGAGGAAUAAGGAGGUGAAAGAUGCAUUCAGGAGGAAGUUUGAAAGGAAGAAUUCCGACAG
Messenger RNA from Condylura cristata (star-nosed mole), 935 nucleotides. Its product is annotated as olfactory receptor 5G3-like. Gene Ontology annotation, cellular component: membrane. Lineage: Eukaryota; Metazoa; Chordata; Mammalia; Eulipotyphla; Talpidae. The transcript has a single exon. Gene Ontology annotation, molecular function: G protein-coupled receptor activity; olfactory receptor activity; odorant binding. The record is from RefSeq and is a predicted model, not a curated record. Gene Ontology annotation, biological process: sensory perception of smell; G protein-coupled receptor signaling pathway. The annotation marks the transcript as partial.